UGACGAAGUUUGACACUUCAAAAAAAAUCAUAAAUUUUUUUGGGUAAAUGAAAUAAAGGUGUCGGUAAUUUAUUUAAAAUUACAAUUUUAGCAAUUAAAUAGUCUUGUAGCAUGCUAUAAAAACUGUACAACUUCAAAAUGGAACAUUUAUUAAGGGGCAAAUUUGGGCGCAUUGUUAUAAGUUCCUAUUCUUACCGCCCCUACAAAUAUGAACCCCAAACACGUAUUCAAAGAAAUAUAGCUACCCUUUGGGGUGGACGAGCUGUAGACCGUUCCAGACCUCAAAUUUCCAAUCACUACAAAUUCCAGAAACGAGAAUAUGGAAUGUUCAUAGUAAGGGCACUUAGAGGAGUUCUUAAGAUCCGUUAUUUGCUGCUUGGGGGAGCUGUGGCAGGGGGUGGAGCCCUAAAUAAGAAAUAUAAUGAUUGGAAAGAAGGGCUGCCAGAUUUGAAAUGGCUUGACGAGGUGAUGCCCGAUAAUGAGAAGUGGCAGCAGUGGAGGGGGAACCUUAUAGAGUUCAAGGAUUCAUUAAAAAACAACAUUGAAAUCGAUCCUAGAAUAAAAGCGUUAUCAGAGGCCAAAUACACUCAGUUUCGAAGCUGGUUUGACCAGAGGCUUGAUGAUGCCAUUUCAGCAGCAGAAAAAGUUGAGCAAAAUGGAAAAAAUAGUGAUGUAAAAGGUGCAAGCCUCAGACUAAGUGAAUUGAUUGAACGAAUGUACUCAGAAAUCAAAAACGAAAUAAUAGAAAAAAAUGUGGCGUAUGCAAGACCUUUUGCUAGACAGGAAGGUGAAGAGGAUAGAAUAAGGAGAGAAUCACAGCAAAGGUUGAACGAAAUCCAAGAGGAGAUGAUGCAGACCCAGAUAAAAUAUCAAAGGGAACUGGAGAAGUUGGAAAAGGAGAACAAGGAUUUAAGGAAACAGAAUUUGUUGCUAAAACAGGGUCGUAAACCAAACAUGAAAAAAAUUAAGCGCAGUUUAAUAGACAUGUACAGCGAAGUUCUCGACGAACUGGCUGAUUUUGAUAGCGGCUACAACACCCAAGAUCAACUUCCGCGUGUGGUCGUUGUGGGAGACCAAAGCAGUGGUAAAACUUCUGUGCUGGAAAUGAUCGCUCAGGCCAGAAUUUUUCCCAGGGGUGCCGGAGAGAUGAUGACAAGGGCGCCAGUGAAAGUUACCCUUUCAGAAGGGCCUUACCAUGUUGCCCAGUUCAGAGAUUCUUCAAGGGAGUUUGAUUUGACUAAGGAGAGUGAUUUGGCUGAUCUGAGACGGGAAGUAGAGCUGAGAAUGAGAAAUAGUGUUAAGGGAGGGAAGACUGUUUCCAGUGAAGUGAUAUCCAUGACUGUCAAGGGUCCGGGUCUUCAAAGGAUGGUGCUAGUCGAUUUACCUGGCAUCAUAUCAACCCAAACGACAGAUAUGGCUGCAGACACAAGAGAGAGCAUAAGGCAAAUGACUCAGGCUUAUAUGAGCAAUCCCAACGCUAUUAUUCUUUGCAUUCAGGACGGUUCAGUUGACGCCGAAAGAAGUAACGUGACUGAUUUGGUCGCCAGUUGCGACCCUAGCGGCAAAAGAACGAUUUUUGUUCUGACGAAGGUGGAUAUGGCUGAGGAAAAUCUUGCGGAUCCUAAUAGGAUAAGAAAAAUUUUAUCCGGAAAACUAUUUCCAAUGAAGGCGCUUGGAUAUUUUGCUGUAGUAACCGGUAGAGGGCGGAAAGAUGAUUCCAUUCAAACAAUUAAGGAUUACGAAGAAAAUUUCUUUAGAAGUUCAAAGUUAUUCAAGGAUAGUCAAGUGAAAUCAACCCAAGUUACGACAAGAAAUUUAAGCCUGGCUGUGGCGGAUUGUUUCUGGAAAAUGGUUAAGGAAACUGUGGAACAACAAGCAGACGCGUUUAAAGCCAGAAGGUUCAAUUUGGAGACUGAAUGGAAAAACAACUUCCCCAGACUCCGUGAGCAGGACAGAGAUGAAUUAUUCGAAAGAGCCCGUGGAGAAAUAUUGGAUGAAGUGGUGAACUUGUCACAAGUCAGUCCUAGAGAAUGGGAGGAGAGGUUGUUGCUAAAUAUUUGGGAAAAAGUGUCCGGGAACGUGUUUGAAAAUAUUUACUUUCCUGCUGCACAAACUGGGUCUUCGGAGACUUUUAAUACAGCCGUGGAUAUAAAACUACGUCAGUGGGCCGAAUCGGACCUGCCCGCUCAAUCAGUGGAGUGCGGUUGGGAAAGUCUAAAAGCCGAAUUCGAGAAAUUUAUGCAAAAAGCCGAACACGCCCCUGAACAUGACGAUAUAUUCGAUCAGUUAAAGAAAGCGGUGGUUAAUGAGGCCAUGAAGAGGCAUAAGUGGGAAGAUAAGGCUUCGGACAUGUUAAGGGUGAUCCAACUUAACACCCUUGAAGACAGAACGAUAGCGGACAAGCGGGACUGGGACCAAGCGGUGAAAUUUCUCGAGGCGAGCGUUAAAGAGAAAAUCAAGGAAAGUGAAAAGGAGUUAAAAGAGUUGCUUGGUCCUUCGGCAAAGGAGAGAUGGCUUCGGUGGCAGUAUCAGAGCGAGGUGCAGACCCGGAGAAACCACGUGAAAAGCGAGCUGGAUCGAAUACUGUAUUCGAAUGAGAAACACCCCCCUACUUUAUCAUAUGAUGAAUUAACAACAAUUAGAAACAAUUUGCAAAGAAACAACAUUGAAGUAGACAAUGAAUUUGUUCGAGAGGUAUGGGACGCGGUGUAUAGGAGGCACUUUUUAAAUAAGGCCCUUCUCAGGGCUUAUGACUGUAAAAAGGCAUUUUAUCUGUACCAUCAACAAAUGGACGUGGAUUGUGCGGAUGUGGUGCUCUUUCAUAGGAUACAGCAGAUGAUGAAAGUUACUGCUAAUGCUCUUAGACAACAAAUUACUAAUAGGGAAGCAAGGAGGUUAGAUAAAGAAAUUAAGGAAGUUUUAGAUGAUUAUAGUCAAGAUCAAGAUAAAAAGGUGCAGUUGUUGCAAGGAAGGCGAGUUACUCUAGCUGAAGAAUUAAAACGAGUGAGACAAAUCCAAGAAAAACUGGAGGAAUUUAUUCAAGCCUUAAACAAAGAGAAGUAAAACCCAUCUAGUCUUAAUUUAUUUAGUUUUUAAGCUAUUUAUGUUUUAAGUUCUAACUUUGAAAAUGGUAUAGUAAUUUUUUUUGUCUUUAUACAUUAUUUUUUUAUUACAGUCAAAUGUAAAUCAAGUUUUUGGGAGGCAUUGUUGUUAUAUUGAUCUCCAAAGAUUGAAGUGAUCAAGUAAAUUGUUGAUUUGUGAUUUUUACUGUUACAAUAAUAAAUACAAAUUGUAUAUAUAAAUGAAAAA
This is a messenger RNA of Anthonomus grandis grandis, 3309 nucleotides long. It is a transcript of the gene Opa1, whose product is annotated as dynamin-like 120 kDa protein, mitochondrial. The coding region runs from base 139 to 3063 and encodes 974 amino acids. The record is from RefSeq and is a predicted model, not a curated record. NCBI's taxonomy places the organism in Eukaryota, Metazoa, Arthropoda, Insecta, Coleoptera, Curculionidae. Gene Ontology annotation, biological process: mitochondrial fusion. Gene Ontology annotation, cellular component: cytoplasm; microtubule; mitochondrial membrane. The transcript has 20 exons. Gene Ontology annotation, molecular function: microtubule binding; GTP binding; GTPase activity.